This is a messenger RNA of Acanthaster planci (crown-of-thorns starfish), 6394 nucleotides long. RefSeq names its product attractin-like. NCBI's taxonomy places the organism in Eukaryota, Metazoa, Echinodermata, Asteroidea, Valvatida, Acanthasteridae. Gene Ontology annotation, molecular function: protein binding. The record is from RefSeq and is a predicted model, not a curated record. Gene Ontology annotation, cellular component: Golgi apparatus.
CAUUAUCGUAGGCAGUAUGCGCGCUGCCACACUUUCUGACGCAUAAGUUGUGUGCUGCAUGAAGGAUGGUUUUCAGUGGAGGAACUGUCUCAACAUUCUUACCAAAAUCAACAUGUUAGACCAAUAUUUAAUGGGAUUCCUCUUCGCCAAGUCUAAGUUUAGGACACAGUUAUGCUUUCGUGUAAUUCUCAUGUCCCUAGUGUUGUGUUUUAUGGUUGAAUUUUGUUGGUCCAGUUGUUCUGUUGACGAUUGCUACCGUGGAGUGUGUAGCGUCGACAGUCACGACGGUGUGUGUGAAUGCGAUGACGGAUGGACGGGCGACCGAUGUGAUCAUUGCGGUGGGAGAACACGGUUGGAUUCAGAGAGUGGCAUAAUUCAUGACUCGAAGGAGCAAUAUGAUACAGACAGAACAUGUGUCUGGGUGGUUGACAGUGGCAGGCCAGAUACAAGAAUCAGCCUAUAUUUGGAGACAUUUGCCACUGAGUGCAGCUGGGAUUAUCUCUACAUUUUCGAUGGAGACUCUAUAUAUUCCCCAUUAGUCGCAGCUUUUAGUGGACCUCUCCGCUAUAAUGAUGUCAGUAUGGUACAUGAAGUCACUACAACAUCAGGCUAUGCUUUCUUAUACUUCUACAGUGAUGCAGCAUUUAAAUUGGAAGGAUUUAAUAUCACUUAUAGAGUGGAUGGCUGUCCAUUUGGUUGUUCUAAGCAUGGUGAGUGUGAUCCAGUGUAUAAAAACUGUUCCUGUGACCCCCUCUGGACUGGAGAUGCCUGUGACAUACCAGCCUGUCCAGCUAACUGCAGUGGUAAUGGUCAGUGUAGUAUCAGCCAGAAGAUGUGUUUGUGUGAACCUGGAUUCAAAGGAUCAGAUUGCAGUGUGUUAUCUGAUGAAGGAUACUGGCAAUUUGAAGACAACAAGGCUUAUGGAAGAGCAUCACCUGCUGUGGUUCAACAAGACAACUUAGUCUGGAUUGUUGGUGGCUAUGAGUUUGAUAAGAAGAAUAUCUCAAUAGUCAGUCUUAAUUUAGAUGACAGAUCAUCUCAAGAAAUCACUCAACAAGGAAACAUUCCAGAGACUAGAUAUGGCCACACUGCAGUCCUUUAUGAGGAUGCAAUUUACAUGUAUGGAGGCUCACUACAUGGGAGGAAAGUUGUGGAUGAAUUUCAUAUAUUUGAUGUAACCACAUCUACAUGGAUGCCCAAUGUAACAUAUGAUGGUGAACCACUUGCUGUUGAGGGGCACACAGCUGUUCUAUAUGAAGACACAAUGGUGGUGAUGUUUGGAUACAGUCCCAAGUAUGGCUACAUCAGUGCUGUUCAAGAGUACAACUUUAUUAACAAAACUUGGACAAUCGCAAAAACCACUGGUGCACGAGUUCUUGGGACAUAUGGCCACUCUAGUGCCGUUGAUCCAAUCAGGAAUAUCGUCUAUGUCCAUGCAGGAUUUGUGCCAACUUCCGCUCCAUCAGAUUUGACAGAUGACUUGUAUCAGUACGAUUUAAGUAAGAAAGAAUGGCGAGUCUUACCUUCCAGCAGUCAGCCAAGGUUUCUUCAUUCAGCAGUUAUUCUCAGUGAUAUCAUGUUUGUGUAUGGUGGAAAUACACAUACAGACUCUGUGCAGUUCACAGGAGCUAAGUGUUUAUCCAGUGACUUCCUUGCUUAUCACAUCAGCUGUCAGACUUGGAGCAGACUUCCUUCAGAUGUUUCUUACUCACCAGACAUUGCCAGAUAUGGGCAUGCAUCAUUUGUUUAUGACGAGAAGAUCUUCAUUUACAGUGGUUUCACUGGUGUGAUGAAAGAUGACAUCCUUGUGUAUAACCCAGGUAACUGCUCCGCACGUACCAAUGUUAGUCUCUGCCUAGAGAUCACACCAGGAUUAUCAUGCCAGUGGGAUGCAGCAGAAGAGCAAUGUAUGCUGUCUGAUCAAAUGAUGGAGUCUGCACUUUUAUUGGGCAAUUCCUCUAUGCAGCAAUGUCCAACAACUUCCCCAGCUGUAGAAUGUACAGAAAUUGAUAAUUGCUCCAACUGCCUACAGACUCCAAGAUGUAAUUGGUGUAACAGUAAAUGCCAACACUUAUCUGAAUGUGAUAAUGAAGUACAUGAUGAUGUCUUCUGCCCAGACACUGUCUGUGAAGUGGUUCAAAAUUGCAGAAUGUGCAAUGAGCAGGAAGGAUGCAGAUGGCGUAACAACAAGUGUGACAGAAAUCCUGAAGGUGAUUCAAGUGCAGGUGUAUGUGGUUUCUCAUGUGAUGAUCUUCAUACUUGUCAGUCUUGCUUGAGUAUGAAUUCUUGCAUGUGGUGUAGCAACCAGCAACGAUGUAUAGAUUCCAACUCGUACAUUACAUCUUUCCCUUAUGGACUGUGCUGGGAAUGGCAUACUGGUAUCCAGAACUGCCCAGUGACGAACUGUUCAUUGUAUCUGACAUGUGAACUGUGUCAUGAAGAUCUUCAUUGUGGAUGGUGUGACUCUGGUGAUAUGACUGGUAUUGGUACAUGUAAAGAAGGCAGUGCAACUGGACCUAUCAAGCUAGAUGAUGCUGGUAAUGCAGUUGUUGACAUGGGUCUGUGUCCAGCUGAGAGUUGGUUCUUCUUUGACUGUCCGUCAUGCCAGUGUAAUGGACACAGUCGGUGUGUGAAUGAUACAUCAGUAUGUGAAAACUGCCAGAACAAUACCACAGGUCCACAAUGCGAAACCUGUGCAGAAGGUUACUAUGGUAAUGCAUUAAAUGGCGGUAGCUGUACACCCUGUCAGUGUAACAAUCAUGGAACCAGGUGUGAUAGUUCCAGUGGAAGAUGUCAGUGUAAUACAAAAGGUGUUAUUGGACCUACAUGUGACAGCUGUGACAUUCAACAAAACUACUUUGGCAACCCUCUGAGAGGAACUUGUUUCUAUAACUUAACCGUGAAUUACCAGUACACUUUCAACCUGUCUUCCAAUGAUGAUUUAUACCUGACAAUGAUCAACCUAAUGACUUCUCCCGGAGUCAGCAAUCGUGACAUGGAGUUUGAACUUCGUGUUAGCAAAGCCAUUAAUAUGAACAUCACAUUUAGAUCCAAUAGCAUACCUGGCAUUGAACAUGAGAUUGUGUAUAAAGCAGACAUCAGCUACUACAGUGCCACCUUCUCAAGUUCAGAUUUCAAUUUUGAAGAAAAUGCUAACACGACCUUCUUCGUCUACAUCUCUAACUUCACUACGCCACUGUCAUUCAAGGUGACAUUCGAACAAGGGAAUGAUCUGAACCUGGUAUUUUAUGUUCUCUUGUAUUUCAUCAUCACCCUUGUUAUUCUUCUGAGUGUGGUGGGGUUAGUUUGGAGGUUUUACCAGCUCUACACGAACCGAGUGAUAGCACAGAAUCGUGCGGUCGAGUUGGCUGUAAUGGCAAGACGUCCUUUUGCAACUGUGAAUCUUGUGAUUGAAAAUACUGUGCCACCAGACAUUGUUGUUGGAACAAAGAAAAAACACCCUCUUGCUAUCUCCACAGCGAACUGCUCUGAUAACAAGGCACAAGUAGCCACUAUUUUUAUGCAAAUGCCCAUGCCAGAUGAUGGCAAGGUUCCUUUUGGUCAGUCAAGGUUUUGUUUGGCAUCAGCUCUUGUCCAAAUCAAAGCAAAGAAAGGAGAACGGCGUAAUAGCCAUCAGAAGGCAGAGAUACCAGAACCAAGAUCAGAAGGCAAUCUGAAUAAUGCAUGUAGCACUCUAAAUCCACUGCAUGAUAACCAUGAUUCUACAGAGACUGCUCAGAGAGAACUAGUUGACUGUCCAACAAGGCCAGCAUUGCAUGUAAUCCAAAACCAUUUCCCAGCAUCAUAUGAUAAUGCAGCUAUGGUAUAAACUGUGCUUGCCUUGUAAAAGACUGGUAGACUCUCAGUACAUCAAGUUGUCAAUUUUGUGCACAAACAAAUCAUUUUAUUUCUCUCUUGAAGGAUUAUAGUAAUGCUUACUGUAGCAAGAAAAUGCAAUUGCAUUAUGUUAAGCUUAAAAAUUGAUUUAGUUUCUGUUGUACGGGAGUCUACCUGACCUGUCUUAGCAACCGUGUGAAAUUUUCCUCUUAGUAACAAAAAAUUCUAUUUUCUAUAAAUGAUUUUUAAGAUUUUUAAAUUGUUAAAUGAGAGCUUUUGUAGUGAUAUGAAAUCAGUAAACCUUUCAAUCCAGACAUGGAUAAACAAACAUUGACACGGACCUUGUGAAGCGCAUGUUCAUGUACUCACUUCUCCACCAAUUUUUCAAGCAAUUUGGUUUUUGUAUAAUUCAUCUAAAUUGCAUUAAUAAUGUAACAGAUCAUAUGUACUUAAACCAGCAGCUCAUGAAUAUGGAACCUGACUUGUUUUAAAGCCUUCUUGCAGAUACAGUGAUACUAUUGAUUGCCUAAUUUGCCAAAUUUUGGAACUUUAUAAAAACAGAACCCACAAGUUUCGUAACAGUCAAAUAUUUGUAUUGCAUGUAGACAGAUUUGUAUCCAUCACAGAAGAGUUUAGAAAAAUUAUCUAAAGUGAUUUUUAAGACACACGUGAAAGUGAUUAAACAGCUCUUGAGCACUUGUGGUGUAUGUGAUCUUCAUGUAUCCUUAACUAAGGACAGAAUUUUCAGAAAGCACUUGUUAAAUUUUGAAAGUAGUGUCUGAAUUUUGGGUUGAAUUAGGUGAGAUGUACAUGGGUGGUAAUACAUGUAUCAUUGAUGUACAUGUACAGGUUUAAUACCACUCAAAAUCCAAAAUUCAAACCGUCAAAUCCAAAACCUCCAAAUUUUCCUAUUGAGUUAACUACAGCAAAUGGGAUGUUGUGUGCAGUGAAACAGGUAGUUGUCAGUUUGUUGUGUGUGCAUUUCUGGCUUGUUACUGAAUAGAAUUAUGUCCAUAGGAAGUCAUUGUUACACUGCUGCUUUGUCUAAGCUGGAUCUGAAACCACAAUUAUCUAUGUUGACAUGCACAUACAUGGUACAGGCAAAGCAUGUUCAUAAAUCAAUCUUUGGAGGGUUGGGCCUUUAACACAGAGAGGAUCAAUAUAGAUACGGGUUACGAAUCUAGUGAAUUAUUGCUAAAUGUCGUGAACUUUCCUGUGGGAAUAUUCGAGUAUGAAGUAGAUAGUAGCACCAUUAACUUAGAAAAGAAGUUUUGAUUCAGAGAUGCUUGAUAUGUUAAUUUAGAAUUGCAAAGAGUUCGGGUUCUUUAAACCUGUGCUUUGCUUGUCAUUUAAACAUCAGUACUACAUGUAUAGUAAAGUCCUUAUGAAAAGAGUAUUUUUGAAGCACGUGAUCUUUUGAAUGGGUGGCAGUGGAAUUUAUGGAAUUUUCAAGCUGAAAAUGCUGCCAAAUUCUUUAGUUUGUUAAUUAGAAAUUGAUAAAUUCUAGUAUGGUACAUGUAAUGCAAAGUGAAAGUAACACAUGGGCAUGCUUAGCAAAUAUACAUGUACAUGUAUGCUCUAGGUUUCAUUAGAAAUACAUGUAUUAGCAGCAACAGGUACACAGCAUCUAACAAUUGCGCACUUUCUUGAUUCUUACAUGCUUUGGAUUUUGAAUCAGAUUUUGUCCAGUGCAUUGGUUGUUUGUAGUGUACUUAUUUUGUCGUGUUGUAGCACUGAUUGUGUUGGAUAAAUAUCCAGUGGAACAAAUUCAAUCUGUACAUAUAAGUAAAUGGUUCAACUAUUCUACUGAAAACUGCAGAACUACAUGUUGAACUACAUGUACGUGUACUUAAGCAUUUAUUAAAAUGGUACCUGUAGGUGGAGUUUGGGCCAAGGUCAAAUUGUCAGCAAUCUUGAGAAAGUAUCGGAAUGUCUAUAAAUAUUGAAAGAAAUUUGUGUGAAUAUUAUUGAAGCUGGUUAAUUUUAUAAUUUGGGCAACAGAUGUACAUGUAUAUACAUGUAUAAAUGGAUGAGUAAAAACUGAAAGUAUGAGGUAAAAUUUCACUUGAGAGUGAAGAUUCUGUGAAAUUCCUCAUGUUUAGCCACACAAAUUUUCCUCAAAAACUGUUACACUGAAAAAGUGGUUGUUAAUAGUGUACACUUGAAACACAAACUACAAGCUGAGAGCAGAAAUCAAAUUACAUUUUCUCCUCCGACUUUUAUUCACCUGCAGAACCUCAAUACAAUGUAUACAGUAUGAAUCCCUGCGCAGUGGUCUUAACAAAAUACUCAGUGGAGAUAAAACUUAAUGCACAUCAUCUUCUAUUACUGUGCGUUACUUUUGGUUUAGCUUUUCCUCUCACAUGUAUAAAGUAAAUAUUGAAUUAGUGUAAAAUCUUGAUCUAAGGUGUGUUUAUCAUAAUGGAUUCAUUUGUAUAAGAGGCAAGAAUUAUUUUGUAUAAAUUGUGCAAUUUAUAUGAAAAGUAAAAUAAAAAUUAUUAGAAAGAAACUUCUGCGUAUCUUUGAUAUGCGGAGGACUGCUUCCAACAGAACAACA